Molecule: messenger RNA, 2461 nt
Organism: Myripristis murdjan (pinecone soldierfish)
Lineage: Eukaryota; Metazoa; Chordata; Actinopteri; Holocentriformes; Holocentridae
Product: prostate stem cell antigen-like
Exons: 3
Coding region: 77-466 (129 amino acids)
Biological process (GO): sperm-egg recognition
Cellular component (GO): membrane
Source: RefSeq, a predicted model, not a curated record
UAACGGUCUGGAUCCACGCGAAAGCAAGCCUCUCCUCGGAGUCCCAGCCAGUUUGUAACCUUAUUUUUUUCCCAAGAUGAACAGAAUUAUCCUGCGCCUCUUUGCAGCUGGAAUCUGCCUGGCCAUCGGUCAUGCUUUGCAGUGCUACAAAUGUGACAUUGGAAUUGGGAAGCUGUGUAUCACCUCAAAAACCACAUGUGCACAAGGAGAACUGUGCUUCAGUGGCGAGGGGAAAGCAGCCGGCUUCAUGAAUAUCAAGAUGAAGGGCUGUCUCGAGGUGGCUAAAUGCAACAAAACCGAGAACGUGGAUUUCCCCACCCAAGACAACACCACCAUCUACUCCAUGACCAAGACGUGCUGCGACACCGACCUGUGUAACGCAGCGCCCGGGCUGCCCAGGAGCACCGCGCUGCCCCUCACCCUCGCCACGCUCACCGCCGUGUUCAUGGUCAAGGUCCUGGUGUGAGAGGAAACACGUGGAUGCUCACACACACACACACACACUCAACACAGGCAGGCAUUUUUGCACAAAAGUGCAUCGAUGACUUGCCACAAACAUGAACGCACCUACAGCUUGUACACACACACACACACACACACACACACACACACACACGCACAGGGAUUUAGUUCAAUGCUCUCUCCUUAAGCACAAGCUCCACAGUCUCUAAUGUAUGUAAAUUAUUCACCAAGCUUGUUUUUCACGUGGGCCUCGUAUUUGACUGUUCAGGUGCAUUGCUCUUUUUUAAAUUUUCAUAUUCAAUUUUUUUUUUUUUUUGCCAAUGAUAGACAUUUAAUUAUCUUCUGUUACCUUUGUUGUAUUGCCUUUUUUUAUUUUCUUUUUUGAUUCGUCACUCAGUUGCCUCUUGUCCCAAAGACUCUCUGUGCUCAUGAAAACUAAUUUGGCCUGUCAUGCUGAAUGCUUCGCUCGUCUUUAAACACAACGGAUCGUUUUCCAAAUCUAAUCAGCGCAGGCGUCGCUGACAGCAGAGUGAUAGAUUUGUCAGUCAGACUUCCUGCAUGGACAAGGAGGUCAGAAAUGUUUAGGGCGUCCUCAACAUUGUCCUUUUUGUGUGUCUAUGUGUUUUUGAUCAAAUUUUAGAUUUAACAAGACCUACAAAAUACACACAAACUCAAACAUGGCCUCUCGUCCCCGGCCUGUCCCAGCCACAUACAAACUGAAAGAGGACCUCACUCAAAAGGAAACAAAAGUAGUCAGUUAAAGUUGAAAAAUUAUAAAUGCAACAUAAAAUGAGACGAAUGAUCCUGGGAUAUUCUGACAACUAAUGGUCCAUCAGUUGUUGUAUUCGUUUGAGAUGUGUAUGUGAUCUUUUCGAGUGGAAUACAGCUGUUUCCAAAAGCCAUUUAGCUAUGAGGAGGUGGGAAUCAGACUUCCAUGUUAGUGCUAUACAUUUCCUAGCAUUAAGCUGUUUCUAAAUACCUUUUUUGGAUGUUUCCUCAGUGUGUACUAACGGUUGUAAAACUCCCCAGUGAUGUAGUACUUGUGUGUAAUGUGAUGCUUUUGUGUGUGACAGCACUGACAUGAUUAGAUAAUUGAGGUCAUAAUUAUUUCUGUGCCCUAGUAUUUGAUUUUUCCUGCCAGAGUGACAGGCGAAAUAAUAAUAAUAAUGAUAAUUUAAAAAAAAAAAAAAGAGAUUUCCUUGAAGUACAGGGCUUUCAUUGCCAAUAGCUGAAUCAUAUGACUGUGGUAUUUCCUCUGUGGCUAAAUUAUUUUUCUUAGUGCCAUUCGAGCUAAAUUUAAUUGUGUCUGAUCCACUGCGUUGCCAUUUCUACAUGCCAUAUUAGCAAGUUAUGGUGCUGUACUGGGCGUCCUUGUAAAGAUUUCAAAGCUUUUAUAAGCAUUUUUUAACUUCAAAUCAAUCCUUUUCGCAAAAUUAACUUCAGAACACAAGCAUUUCACUUUGAUACCCGCUGUUUUAUAAUUACUUAUUGAUUUACUUUACUAUUUCAGGCACUGUCAAGCUAAAAUCUUGUUAAUGAUCCCUUUCUUAUUAGGCCAUGUCGGUGAAAACUUUUUUUUUCUUUUAAAAAAUAUUUUAAUGACUCUUAAUUUUGGUAUUGAUGUCAAAUAUUCACAACGCACAUCACUUAAAACAAUUAUGGGGAAAUGCUUGUGUUUAUCUUGCCGCUUUAUAAUGUGUAUAUAUGAAAAGGGGUGAUUAAAUUGUUUUUAUUGUUUGUGUACCAUGUGGGAAUCUAUUUGAGGUCACGGUAACUGGAAAUUUGUCGAGACACCGGCUUGGAAGAAAACAUGCAUUACAUAAAUCAGAAAUUGUAAGAGCAAGUAUAUGGCUUCCUUCCUGAAACGUUGUGACACUUUUGGCUUUAUUUUUCCAAAAAAGAAAGCUGUUGGCUGUACAUGGCUGAAUGUAUGAAUGUCUUGCAAAAUUGGUUCUGUAGACAAUUUGAGAAAUUCAAUAAAUGUCAAUAUCACACCGGG